Pseudogymnoascus destructans is the source of this 514-nucleotide messenger RNA. RefSeq lists its product as uncharacterized. NCBI's taxonomy places the organism in Eukaryota, Fungi, Ascomycota, Leotiomycetes, Thelebolales, Thelebolaceae. The record is from RefSeq and is a predicted model, not a curated record. Bases 1 to 354 code for a protein of 117 amino acids. The transcript has a single exon.
AUGUUUCUAAGCUUUGGAGGAUUCCAAUUACGAUCGCCAAUCUCACAAACUCUCGCUGACGACGCCAUCUCCGGUCUGCAUGCCAUACAUCAGUUGGGAGUAUUGCAGGGUGAUCCAGCAGCCCGGAACAUUCUCGCCCACCCAGAUCGGCCAGGAAUUACGUGCAUUGACUUUGAACGAGCCGGGUUCGUACGCCCACGGGCGGUACUCGGAACUCUAUCUCCAAAUCGGAAACGAAAGCUUGGCUGGUCUCACGAAGAAGGGAAGUGUCAGAAUGGAAAGAGCAGCAAGAAGAUACCUGCAUCAGAGAUAGGUCAAGCUAAGACGGAGCUGGCGAGAUUGGUGGUGAAGUAGGAGUAGUCAUUUCUACAGAUGCCGACCUCAUUCGGCCCGGAACGCGUAUCCCGAAGAAGUCUGAUAGCAGGAUGAACUCUCUCCGGAAGUCGUCACUGAUGAGCCUCGACACCGACAUUUCCGUACGAGACAGUGCCAACUCAGCUCACGAGUUCAAUAG